GAGGAGGUGGCCAGAGCUGAGACAGCUGCAUGAGGGCCCAGGCCCACCUCCUGGCCUCUGGUGGGUGGGAAGGGUGCAGGUUCCUAGAUGCAGAGCUGUGACUGUGUUCCUUGGCCCUCUUCCCCAGUGCUGGAACAGCUGAUCCCAGAGCUCACAGGGCUACUCAGCCUCCUGGACAACGAGUACCUCAGUGACACCACCCUGGAGAAGAAGAUGGCUGUGGCCUCCAUCCUACAGAACUUGCAGCCCCUCCCAGCCAAAGAAGUUUCCUACCUGUAUGUGAACACUGCGGACCUCCACUCUGGGCCCAGCUUUGUGGAGUCUCUCUUUGAAGAAUUCGACUGUGACCUGAGUGACCUUCGGGACAUGCCAGAGGAUGACGAUGAGACCAGCAAAAGAGCCAGCCCUGAGCCAGCCAAGAGCCCGUCUCUGAGGAAUGCAGGUGAGCUGCCUCCGCCACUGCCCAGCAAGCCUCCGCCUGAGGACUACUAUGAGGAGGCCCUCCCGCUGGGCCCCGGCAAGUGCCCAGAGUACAUCAGCUCCCACAAUGGCUGCAGCCCAGCCCACUCCAUCAUGGAUGGCUACUAUGAAGACGCAGACAGCAGCUACCCCACGACCAGGCUGAACGGCGAGCUGAAAAACUCCUACAAUGAUUCUGAUGCAAUGAGCAGCUCCUACGAGUCCUACGAUGAGGAGGAGGAGGAAGGGAAGGGACCGCAGCCCAGACACCAGUGGCCUUCGGAGGAGGCCUCAAUGCACCUGGUGAGGGACUGCAGGAUAUGCGCCUUCCUGCUGCGGAAAAAGCGCUUCGGGCAGUGGGCCAAGCAGCUGACGGUCAUCAAGGAGGAUCAGCUCCUGUGUUACAAAAGUUCCAAGGACCGACAGCCACACCUACGGUUGGCACUAGGUGUCUGCAAUGUCAGCUAUGUGCCCAAGGACAGCCGGCACAAGAGACACGAGCUGCACUUCUGCCAGGGAGCCACAGAGGUCUUGGUGCUGGCUUUGCAGAGCCGGGAGCAGGCUGAGGAAUGGCUGAAGGUCGUUCGGGAGGUGAGCAAGCCGGUCAAAGCCGAAGGACUGGAGGCACCCAGGUCCCCAGUCAUCCUGUGCAAACUAGACCCAGACAAGAGACUGUCCCAAGAGAAGCAGACCUCAGACUCGGACAGCAUGGGCAUGGGGGACAACUGUUCCACCCUUGGCCGCCGGGAGGUGUGUGAACACGGUAAAGGGAAGAAGAGCAGCCUUGCAGAGCUGAAAGGCUCUAUGAGCAGAGCAGCGGGCCGCAAGAUCACCCGCAUCAUCAGCUUCUCCAAGAAGAAGGCCCUGGCUGAUGACCCACAGACGCACUCUGCAGAGGAGGAGGUUCCAUGCUGUGGCUACCUGAACGUGCUGGUGAGCCAGGGCUGGAAGGAACGCUGGUGCCGCCUCCAGCGUGGCACACUCUAUUUUCACAAGGAUCGCAAUGAUCUGCGCACACAUGUGAAUGCCAUCGCCCUCUGCGGCUGCGAGGUGGCCCCAGGCUUCGGGCCCAGACACCCCUUUGCCUUCAGGAUCCUGCGCAACAGACAGGAGGUGGCCAUCCUUGAGGCAAGCUGUUCAGAGGACAUGGGUCGCUGGCUGGGGCUGCUGCUGGUGGAGAUGGGCUCCAAUUUCACCCCUGAGGCACUGCACUAUGACUACGUGGAUGUGGAGACCUUAACCAGCAUCGUCAGUGCUGGGCGCAACUCCUUCCUAUAUGCAAGAUCCUGCCAGGAUCAGUGGCCUGAGCCCCGCAUCUAUGAUGAUGUUCCUUAUGAAAAGAUGCCGGAUGAGGAGCCCGAGCGCCCCACAGGGGCCCAGGUGAAGCGCCAUGCCUCGUCCUGCAGUGAGAAGUCCCAUCGAGUGGACCCACAGGUCAAAGUCAAGCGCCACGCCUCCAGUGCCAAUCAAUACAAAUAUGGAAAGAACAGAGCUGAAGAGGAUGCCCGGAGGUACUUGGUAGAAAAGGAGAAACUCGAGAAAGAGAAGGAGACAAUCCGGACAGAGCUGGUGACGCUGAGGCAGGAGAAGAGAGCUCUGAAGGAAGCCAUUCGGAGCAGCCCAGGAGCGAAAUUAAAGGGUCUGGAGGAAGCCAUGGCCACCCUAGAAGCUCAGUGUCGGGCAAAGGAAGAACGCCGGAUAGACCUGGAGCUGAAGCUGGUGGCUGUGAAGGAGCGCUUGCAGCAGUCCCUGGCAGGGGGCCCAGCCCUGGGCCUCUCCAUGAGCAGCAAGAACAAGAGCCAGGAACCUGCAAAUAAACCCCAGACCAGUGCCCCAGAGCAACCUCUGCCUGUCAACUGUGUUUCUGAGCUAAGGAAGAGGAGCCCAUCCAUUGUGGCCUCCAACCAAGGAAGGGUGCUGCAGAAGGCCAAGGAAUGGGAAAUGAAGAAGACCUAGAAAGAGAAUGCAAAUUUCAUUCCAAAGGAAAUACCAACUUGUCCUAAGGGAGAAAUGCUUUGUCACAAGGAGAUACCCUGAGAAAACUGGAAAUGGUCCCUAUUCUCCAGGCCAGCCAAAAGACCAGCUUUCGUCAUCUGCAUGAUUUUAGGGGACUGUAGGGGAGGGAAGAACCAAAAAGGAAGAUGGAAGUAGAGGACACCUUUAUGACUUUACAGAGAAUGGAACUGAGGAUAGGAAACAGAAGUCUACACAGUUGUAAGGACUUUUUUAGAUGCCUUCACCUUUCCUUCUGGAGAAGAGAAGAAAGCACCUGUGAAUAAACCCAUCCAUCCCAUCUUAGUGUCCAGUUCCCAGUCCUUAAGAGAACGGAAGGCAGCACUGAAGCCUCAGGGAUGCACUGUAAGGAAAGAUGAGACUUGAUGAUUUGACUGCACUGUACCAACUGCAUGUGAGCUGGGCUUUGCUUACAACCACCAAGCAAAGCAAAGAGGCUGAAACAUCAAUAACAUCCCUGUCUGGGGGGAAAAAAAAAUCUGACAAGCAGCCACAGAAGAUGUGCAGAGGUACAAAUGCCAUGGUCAUCCCUCAUCUGCUUCAGAGCUAAGUGCAGCUACUGGAAUCUUUUCCAGAACUGAGUUUUAAAAUCAGAGAUCAGAGUAUGCAGAAUGCAAAGAGAAAUUGAGCACCUAACUUAUUUCAGGCUCACAGACAGGAUCAGAGACAGGAGAGUGGAGUUCUAAUAUCCACAGGAGUUUGCAGGCAUUGUAGGGUGGGAUCAUUUGCUUCAAUCAAGUCCUUUAUCUAUUUUAAAUGGCACUGAAGCUCCUGGGGCUUUGGUUAGAGAUCCAGAAGUCAAUAUUUUUAUACUCAUCAAGUCCUCAUCUUAGAAUCUGCAGGCUCACUAGCCUACCCUUCCACAUCUACGAUAAAGUAAACUAUCAGGAAAAAAAUUAAGAGGAUAAUGGCUUAUUUCUGCCUCAAGGAUGCUAAUCUCUCACAAACACUUGAUACCAGUGUCCUGAAUUUGCCCCCUCACUACUGUCUCAACCCUGUGUCAGUUUAUAGGUAUAACAUUUCCCAGAAAUAAAGGUCUAACUAUUUUA
Messenger RNA from Ochotona curzoniae (black-lipped pika), 3521 nucleotides. RefSeq names its product actin filament associated protein 1 like 1 (gene AFAP1L1). Gene Ontology annotation, molecular function: SH3 domain binding. Gene Ontology annotation, cellular component: cytosol. The coding region runs from base 88 to 2415 and encodes 775 amino acids. The transcript has 18 exons. NCBI's taxonomy places the organism in Eukaryota, Metazoa, Chordata, Mammalia, Lagomorpha, Ochotonidae. The record is from RefSeq and is a predicted model, not a curated record.